AUGUCUCUUGAGAUAAAUUGGCGGGAAUUAAUUAAAGAUGAUCAGUUGAAUGAGAGUCUAAAGGUUAAAUUGAACCAAUUCUUCAAAAAAUCAUUAAAUCUGCCCAAUUAUCUAGAAAAUUUUGAAAUCUUAAACUUAAAAUUGAAUAGUGAAAACUCGCCUUCAAUAAUAAUCAAAGACAUCACAAAUCCAUUACCAGAAUUCUACGAGGAAGAUAAGAGUUGUGAAAAUUCAAAUGAUAUCCAACUUUUACUCGACUGUAAAUACGAAACUGAUCUAUAUCUCGAAUUUGAAACCAAUUUAAAAUUAAAUUAUCCAGUGGAUAAGUUUAUGCGAUUACCCAUCAAAUUUAGGGUCACUUUCCUGGCAUUGCAUAUACUAUGCUUAUUAUGUGUGUUUGAGAAUGGUAAGAAAGUCACUUUCAGCAUACUUUGUGAUAUUGACGAUAAUGAAACUACAGAGAAGCCUACUCAUCCAAUAAGUAGGAAUAUAGUGGGUUCCCCUUUUGAGAGGCUCAGUAUAAUCAAAAAUCUCAGCAUUGAAACAGAAAUUGGAGAAGGGGAAGAAGUUGAGGAUUCAGGUAAUAGGGGACUCAACACUAACAGUAAUAAUGACAAUGCAGCGUUAAGAAGUGUUGACAAACUGGAAGAGUGGCUCCUCGAUAAAUUUAAGAGUUUCUUGAGAACAGAAGUUGGAUGGCCUAGUUGGAUAACAUUCGACCUCAAUGAAAAUGGCAGUGACAUCGAGACUGAUGAUACUGCUGAUGAUGAUGAUUAUAUAGACAUUGAUAGCGAGACGUCUUCUUAA
Messenger RNA from Kazachstania africana CBS 2517, 807 nucleotides. It is a transcript of the gene MDM12, whose product is annotated as ERMES complex subunit MDM12. The transcript has a single exon. Gene Ontology annotation, cellular component: ERMES complex. Gene Ontology annotation, biological process: phospholipid transport; mitochondrion organization. Gene Ontology annotation, molecular function: lipid binding. Bases 1 to 807 code for a protein of 268 amino acids. The record is from RefSeq and is a predicted model, not a curated record. Lineage: Eukaryota; Fungi; Ascomycota; Saccharomycetes; Saccharomycetales; Saccharomycetaceae.